Molecule: messenger RNA, 2975 nt
Organism: Cataglyphis hispanica
Lineage: Eukaryota; Metazoa; Arthropoda; Insecta; Hymenoptera; Formicidae
Product: G-protein coupled receptor Mth2-like
Exons: 6
Coding region: 188-2446 (752 amino acids)
Biological process (GO): cell surface receptor signaling pathway; G protein-coupled receptor signaling pathway
Cellular component (GO): membrane
Molecular function (GO): G protein-coupled receptor activity
Source: RefSeq, a predicted model, not a curated record
CUACGCUCUCAUACAUCUCGAAAACAAAAACAUCUCGGCUACAAAACCGAUAUACAAUAUCGAUUUUAUCGAGUUUAGUGAAAGAACUAAAAAUCUGCUGCAAUGUUCUCGUAUUUAUCUAUGAAAAUGUCGUAAAAAGAAACCAAAGGAAUUUUGUCCCAAGUAAAUUCAACGUGCCAAAUAAUCGAUGAUGUACGGGAAAAGUCUCGCACUUUGGUGUUACAUGUUUCCAUUCAUCACUUCAUCUUCUUCGUUACUUUGGCCAAGUUCCACGAGUGACGACAGGAAAAAAAAUUAUUCGACGAUGCGAUAUCAUUUUGAUGCAAACACCAUGAAAAAUUAUGACAAUGAAGAAGAUUCGAUACGUUAUAAUUUGCACGAAAAUUCUACCAAAGAUGGCAAUGUCACGCAGUACACAUAUCAGUACAGUAUCAAUUUUACGAAUAACAACCGCAAGAAUGACGACUUGAUACGAUAUAAAUUUCAAAUACAUGCCGCAAAGAAAUAUGAGAAUUAUAGUCAAACGCCAGUGCAGUCUCGCAUAAACUUAACAGAAGCUAGCAUAAAGAAAAAUUUCAUGUCACGAAAAAUCUAUGGAAACUUGAAAGAGAUCAAAGGCGAAAAUAAUUCUACGUACGAUUUCUUUAAAAAUUUCGAUAGAUACAAUAUCAUUCCGGACGAGAUGUGCGACAAUGUUAUUUGCAUUCGGUUAUGCUGCCCUUUCGGUAAUCGUCUGGUUAACGGAAAAUGCAUUGCCGAGCUGGGUAAUUUUAUUUUCCUGGAAAGGAUGUAUGGAUAUGUUAAUGAUUCGUUGCAAGACGAAAGUAAACAAGUAGGCGAACUAUUUUAUCUGCUCGUUCACGAUCCGUGUCAAAAGACUGGACAUUAUUUGCUUAGUCCCGAUCUGCAUACUUUUCUCAUCAAUGGUUCUUUGUAUCUACCUUAUUAUAACACGAUCAUCGAAUCAACAUCUUAUUGCCUCGCAGUUGUGGAUCGCAAUAUAUUUGCUGUGAACGUUUGUUUUGAUAUUAUGAAAGAAAUCAUGAAUAAGGCCAAAAACCACAAUAAAAAUACAAUUGAUCCAGGAUAUAUAAAUAAAAACUGGUUAUAUACCAAAGACAAUUCCAAUAGAGAUAAUAAUAAAACCAUUAUUGUUUCGGAAAAUAUGUGCGACAAUAUUACCUGCAUACGCCUAUGUUGUCCUUUCGGUAAUCGCCUGGUUAAUGAAAAAUGCAUUGCUGGACAGGGUAACUUUAUUUUUCUAGAAAAUAUGUUUGGAUACGUUAGUGAUUCAUCGCAAAACAAAAGUAAAAGCGUAAACAAACAAUUUCUUCUAAUCGCUGACGAUCCAUGUCAGAAGACUGGACAUUAUUUUUUUUAUCCCAAAUAUGAGAACAUGUUUUUUGAUGAUGGCUCUUGGUACCUAAAUGAACACAACGUAACUAUCGAAUCAACAUCUUAUUGUCUCGCGAUCGUGGAAACCAACAAAGAUAAUCCUGUGUACGAAUUUACUGUGAACGUUUGCCUUGACAUUGCGAACAAGUUCAUAAAAGAUAUCAAUAUCCCGAUAAACCAAGAUAAAAGUGCCAUUUUUCGUGCAAGUACAAUCAUAUCUAUGUGCGGCUUUCUAGGAUCUCUACUGUUAUCAUUGAUGAUGUUUAUAGUGUAUUCCAUAAUACCAGAGCUCCGUAAUAUACACGGUUUCAUAUUGCGUGGAUAUAGCGGCUCGAUAGCUAUCGUGAACACAAUUGAAUUGGUAAAGACAUUCAUCAAAAGGGAUGCUAUAGGGGACUUCAUCUGUAUUGCAUAUGCUUUUGUCAAAUACUAUUUCUUUAUAGCAAGCUGGUUUUGGUUAAAUGUAAUGAGUAUCGAUAUGUGGCUUACAUUUAGUCAAUUACGUUCGUUACAAAAAGAUGUGAAACAACAAGAAAAAAAGAAGUUAAUAUAUUAUUCUGUUUACGGUUGGGGAAGCCCCUUUAUCCUCGCUAUCAUUUGUGGCAUCAUGGAUUUUGUUUCUGGUGUAGCGGAAAAUUUUCGACCAAAAUUUGAUAAAGAAUGUUGGUUUGAUAGUUAUAUGACUCGCAUGUUAUACGUUUACGGAAUUGUAGCUAUUUGUAUUAUCAGUAUUAUUUGGUUGUGCAUCCAUUCGGCACGAAAAAUCGCACACUACGAAAAAGAUAUUGCUCAUCAUCAGAGAGAUUCGGAGAGCUACCGUUAUAAAAACAACAAGCAAUGGUUCAAUCUAUAUCUGAAGGCAACUAAAAUUUUAUUUAUCAUCUUUUGCAUUAAAUCGCCCAUGAAUGUGUUGAACUUCGAUGAGUCAUGUACCUUUCUAUAUACUCUUUUCAUGCUGGACGUCUUACAGCAAUUUUCCAUUUUUAUUAUAUUUGUAUGGAAGAAAGAGAUCAAACAGUUAUUACUGAAGCGAUUUGGUUGCCACAGUUAAAGUAUAUUUUCGAAAUUCAGCAAAUUAUCACAUCUUUAAACAAUUACACAUCAAGGAUAAUUUCUCUAUGAAGAAAGAAAUUAAUCUUUACGGAAAAACAAACGCUCACGCAGAUAAUUCGUUUACUUUGAUUGAUCUUCAGUGCUACUAUGCUUGGCAAAAAGAUUCUGUCGUAAGUCAAAAGUCGCCAGAUAUCCAUACACAUAUAUACAGGAUGUCCGACAACUAAGUAAACAAAUCAAAGGUAGAUGUAGAUUGAAUUAAACUGAGUCAAAAACUCUUAAAUCAUUUUUUGUAUAAUGUUUAACAUAGGAGUUAUUAUUGAGUAUAAUCUGAUCAAUCAGCACCAACUUUCAGUUGGACGCACAUCAAUGAUCCGUUUGGUAGUAUGCUUGAGCGCUCAAAUCGACUAUGGAGUUGAUUUCUACUUUUGUCAUUACAAACACAUACUUUACUUACAUCGUUACAUAAAUUUUGUGCAUACAUUAAGUUUUUGUUGAAUCAUAAAACAUAUAUAUUUUUAACCAUA